Molecule: messenger RNA, 339 nt
Organism: Peniophora sp. CBMAI 1063
Lineage: Eukaryota; Fungi; Basidiomycota; Agaricomycetes; Russulales; Peniophoraceae
Source: the annotation of a GenBank genome assembly
AUGUCCCGCGAGACCGCCACAUUCGAGAGCGUCGACGAGGCCAAGGACGCCGGCAAGAAGAGCCUCUUCUCCCGAGAUAGGCUUUCCUGGCUCGAGGAACGCAUGCCCGCGUAUAUCGCGCAUCGCGAAGACCAAAGGCAAAACCUGAUGGAGCAAUAUCACACCAUGACGCAGCAAGUCCUCCAGCAGCUCGACGAGACGGGCGAGGAGACUGUCGCCGAGGCAUCGCCUGCGGCCCUCGAGGCUGGCGAAGGAGAGACGCCCGCUGCGACUGCCGAGCAAGACGGAGUUGCAGGUACUCAAGCCGAGGCGCAGACAGUUGAGGCGGCGCAGGAGUAG